Molecule: messenger RNA, 3907 nt
Organism: Maniola jurtina (meadow brown)
Lineage: Eukaryota; Metazoa; Arthropoda; Insecta; Lepidoptera; Nymphalidae
Gene: Mat89Ba
Product: nucleolar protein 6
Exons: 15
Coding region: 96-3452 (1118 amino acids)
Biological process (GO): tRNA export from nucleus; rRNA processing
Cellular component (GO): CURI complex; small-subunit processome; UTP-C complex
Source: RefSeq, a predicted model, not a curated record
AUGUCAUUCUCAUGCCAUGCGAAAGGCGAAGUUGUUGUUUACAAAAAUAUAACCUAUAAAUUAUGAUAAAAUAUUGAAAAUAUUGUUGAAUAAAAAUGGUUAAACGUGAAUUAAAAAACUCGGUUUCGGAGGACGAAGGUGAUUCAAAUAUAAUUAAUGAUAAUGGCAAGAGACUCGCCGAGCCUGGAAACAAAGACACUCUUAAACGUAUUAAAACAAAAAGCUUAUAUCGCCAGCCCACAGCAAACGAACUUAACCGACUACAAGAAACGGAAAACUUGUUUAAUUCCAACCUCUUCCGACUCCAAGUCGAAGAAGUACUCCAGGAGGUAAAAGUUAAAGAGAAAACAGUGAAGAGGUUCCAAGAAUGGUAUAAUAAUUUCAAAACUUACCUCUUAUCUAUACCAGAAGAUGACACCGAGUAUGAUUUAACAGAAAAAGCUUUCGAAAAACACUUAAAAGUUAAACUACCUGUCACCAAAGAUAUGAGAAAGUCAAAAGUAAUGUUUCGCUUCCACAAAUAUACAGAUGUUGAAAUCGUUGGUUCUUACACAUUAGGAUGUUCAAUUGAUUCAAAAUUGAUUGUUGAUUUGCAAAUCACAGUGCCCGCUGAAACAUAUACAAAGAAUGACUCGAUAAACUACAAAUAUCAUCUUAAAAGAGCAGCGUAUCUUGCUUAUUUAACCUCCUACUUAACUAAACUGGAUUCUAUAGAAGAAAUGAAAUACACAUACCUAAAUAAUUGUGCCACCAAGCCAGUUAUUCAUUUGAAACCAGAUGGGAAGCUUGGUAAUCAUUUGUCAGUACAUUUAAACGUAGUAUGUGAUGCUGAAGCAUAUAAGCUCCACAGAUUUAGUCCUACUCGGAACAACUUAAGAGAAUCUUGGCUACUUUCAUCGGACCAGCAAGAAGGUACAGAAAUUGGACCACCCACACCCUUUUACAACAGCAGUAUACUAACAGAUCUAACAGCUGCAGAAAAUCAGGCAUUUCUAAAUGAAACAUUCAUGAAUAAGGAGAAUUUAAAGCAAGCGAUAGUUCUGUUAAAGAUUUGGGUGCGACAGCGCAGUUUGCAGGUAUCAGGUCAUGUUAUAAGCAUGCUGGUUGCAUAUCUCGUGCAAGUGAAAAGGAUCAACAAUAUUAUGAGCAGCUAUCAAAUUAUAAGGAAUGUCUGGAUCUAUUUAAAAUCAUCAGAAUGGGACCAAAAAGGUAUAUCCCUACAUAAAGGUCAACACACACCGCCCAUUGAGGAAUUCCACACACAUUUCCCCAUAGUAUUCCUGGACAAGAGUGGCUAUUACAAUACAUGCUGGCAAAUGUGCAGGGGCACAUAUGACGCGUUGCGAAGGGAGAGUGGGCUAGCUGUGGAUAUGCUGGACAACGGCAAGAUCAACAGCUUCAUACCUCUGCUCAUGACGCCUGUCACGGUUUUGAUGCAGUUCGACCAUAUAUUGAGGUUCAAAAAUCUUCCCAAGCUAAAAGAGUCAAUCUUACAAAGAGCUCCAAAGUCAACCAGAGUCAAUUACGGACUGGAUCAACUAGCGCUGGUCACGGACACCCUACACAACUUGCUAAGGAAAGGCCUUGGGGAAAGGGUCAACUUAAUACUACAAAUUGUUGAAGCUGACUUCUCUUGGGAUGUUACUAGAACUGUGGAGAAGGCUAGGAAAAAUGGUUAUGUGGAAAACUUGUUGUUUGGCUUCAUUCUGAAUCCUGAAAACGCAAUGAACCUCGUGGACAAGGGACCGCCGGCCAAUCUACCUGAGGCCGAAGAAUUCAGAGUGUUCUGGGGCAACAAGUCGGAGCUGCGUCGGUUUCAAGACGGCUCCAUCACCGAAGCGUGUGUGUGGGACGCCGCCACUCCCGCCGACAGACGAGCCAUAAGCCGACAGAUUGUAGACUACCUUCUACAACUUAAGUAUGAUAUCCCAUCAUCGGAGCUGUACCACGUGUGCGGUCAGCUGGACUCGCUGACGGCGCGCAAGUCGGCAGGCUGUCGGCAAAUGGAGGAGACGGCGCUGUCAGUGUUGCAGGCUUUCGACGAGUUGAGGAGAGACUUGCGCGCUCUGACUCAGCUGCCGCUGGACAUUAGCGCUGUUUAUGGUAUAUCCCCAGUGUUCAGCUAUUGCGAUCCCUUCCCAGCACUGGGCUUCAAUCCGGACCGCAACCCGCGACGUCGCGCGAACGCGUCGCUUAUAAAGGAAGCGCCCAACGCGCGACUACCCGAAUACACGCCCGCUAACAAAGCUAUUUUGGAACUGAGUUACAGCGGCAAAUGGCCAGGCGAUAUCGAAGCGUUUCGCUGUCUCAAAGCAGCGUUCCACCUCCAAAUAGCUGACCGACUGCACAAGCAGUACUCCCUCCCCACACACGCCUACGACAAUCACGUGGACGUGCUCAAAAACGGCUUAGUCUUCCGCCUUCAAAUCGCGCACCCUAAGGAGAUCACACUCUUGCGGAGAGAGGUGGACAGAGGGGUGGUGAGGUUUACGGAAAGCGAGGAGAGUGUGAAGUUGGUGUGUGAGACUGUGUUGCUGCCGAGACUUAGGGGCGCGUUGCAUGGUUUGCAUCAAAAGCACCCCGCAUUUGGUCCGACCGUCUGUUUAUUCACGCGCUGGUUGUCCUGCUACCUACUGAGUGACCACUGGCCACCGUGUGUGUCGGAGUUGCUAGUCAGUGCGGUGUUCACUCUCCACGCGCCGCUGCUGCCGCCCACGUGCCCAACAGUGGGCUUCUAUCGAGUGCUGAAGCUCCUGGUGUCCACGGACUGGAGCAGUCAGAUGAUCGUGCUAGACUUCAAUGAUGACAUGUCACGUGAAGAAAUAACAGAGUUGGAGCGCAAAUUCAACACGCGUGAGACUCAGACCCCCUACAUGUAUAUCGUGACGGCAUACGACGGGGACCUCCCAUCCGUGUGGAGCAGGGGUUCGCCCGCCAAGCCGGUGGUGGUGCGCACGCAGCUCAUCGCUAAAUCCACGCUAACUUAUGUGGAAAAGGCUUUGCUGGUUGAUAUGGAGGAAAGCAUUUUGCCGGCCUUCAUCCCGUCCCUAUCAGGAUAUGACGUACUGAUCUACCUCGAGAGAAACCUAGUGCCUUACUCCAGCGAGAGGCUGGACGUGGCGCCUCGAUCACUGCCUGUGGCCACCUUGGCCGAAGACGUCAUACCCGUAGUCGAGUUCCAUCCGGUUGACAGAUACUUGGAGGAAUUGAAGAGCGCGUACGGCGACUUCGCAGUAUUUUUCCACGACCGUUAUGGAGGCGACGUCAUCGCGGUGCUAUGGAAACCGGAUAUCCAGGAACUUAGAGAUUUACAGAUUUCAAACGCCAAUGCACUAAAACCAGUAUCGGUAAAUGGUGAGACGAAAUACAAAGUAAACACGGAAGCGAUUGUGGAAGACUUCCGGAUAUUGGGGGCGGGGCUUGUGCGGGAACUUGUUGUUAAUACUAAGUGACUAUAUUGAUAUCGUAUAGGUGUUUAUGACUGUAUGAAUAACUUGAAUUAAACGCACUUUUGAAAUCGGUAUUUUUAUUUCCAUUCAGUAUGUUCUUACCUGAGACAGUUAUAAAUAUAUAAGAAUCCGGCUUUACAGUUUAUCCGGCAGAAAAUAUUGUACAUUGACCUUUAGAAAGGAAUCGCGGCUUCGUAGAGCGUUGUCUCUGUCACUCAUACCUAUGUGACGUUUUGUCGGUAUCAACGACAGAGACAACGCUCUACGAAAUCUCGAAACCGCUAUCUCUUUCCAACGGUCGAUGUAUAAUAUAUACGACAGUUUAUGACAGUUAAGAAAAUUGUAACAAAAUCUCGAGGUUUUACCUAUCAAAAUGUAGGCUAUAAAACAUGGACCAAUGGUUUUAUACUAUCUCUAUGCUAUAAAACGAUUAGGUAUGUGACAUCAAAACAAAAACA